AUGGCCGUCAAAAUGGUUCGGGGUGCAAAGAAAGCUUCUAAGACAGCCGUUUAUGUCUUCCUUGGUAUUUGUGGUAUUGUAAGCGCAUUCGCAUUCAUCCGUGACACAAUUCCAUCCAGCCUGAGCGCAACAUAUGUCUUCAAUGAUGCUUUGAAGAUCGUUACUCAAGAUCCCGAUGUGAAGCGUUGUUUGGGCCCCAAUAUAAAAGGCUACGGCAGAGACUACCAAGGACAAUACGAGGGUCGUCGUAACCAGAUCGAUAGUUGCAUCUAUGAGGACGAGGACGGAAUGAAGCACUGCCGCAUUAAGUUUAAUGUCCAGGGAAAGUGGGGAAAGGGCGUUGUGUACGCCGAGAAGUCAAAGGAAAUGGGCACUGGUGAGUUCCUGUAUCUGGUCUUCCAGGACGGGCGCACUGGUGUAGUCAUCGGCAUCAUCGACAACCGUGUGUACCUUCCUCUGGAGAAGCAGCAGGAAUUGAUCGUGAGCAAGCUCCAUAUGCUGAAGGCUGUGUUUCUGGGUGCACGAGGCCAACCGGAGACGGAAAAGCAGCUGUCUAUGUUCGGAAACUUGAGGGAUAAGGUGGAAUUCGUGGAUUGCACUCAAAACUGGGAAUUGUGCAAACAAAUGAACCCGGCGGUUUUGCCGUCGUGGAAUAUUCGGGGUAAAAUGUAUGCAGGAGUAAAAGAAUUGGACGAUUUGGAGGUGAUGUGUCAAAAGAUAGUAGGAAAAUGA
Blastocystis hominis is the source of this 732-nucleotide messenger RNA. Its product is annotated as Tim21. Gene Ontology annotation, biological process: protein import into mitochondrial matrix. Gene Ontology annotation, cellular component: TIM23 mitochondrial import inner membrane translocase complex. The transcript is spliced from 2 exons. Lineage: Eukaryota; Bigyra; Opalinata; Blastocystidae. The coding region runs from base 1 to 732 and encodes 243 amino acids. The record is from RefSeq and is a predicted model, not a curated record.